GCCGCCCUAGGUUGUCUUCAGCGUAGUACAUAAUCUCUGCUUACAGUAGUAAGGAAAGUAGUUGUUGCAAUUUUGGACUACUCUACAAAAAGUUGGCGGGAAAAUUAUUUCUGUGAUGUGAUCUAGUGAUCUUGCUGAUCUAAUAAUUUUUUUAACUGAGUCCAAAGAUUUUUUAAAUUAUAGUCUUGGUGCCUUAUUGCAAGUGAUACAAAAUCUAAUUAUAGGUACUCGUUUACUGUAAUUGGAAAGCAUGAUUUUUUAACCUCUACAGUUUCCAGGCACCUGUGACAUUCACAAUGGUCGUGAAGCUGAAUCUGAUUGCCGCAGUCUGUGAGAACGGGGGCAUCGGCCACAACGGAGAACUGCCAUGGAGGCUGAAGAAGGAGCUGUCGUAUUUUUCACGCAUGACUAAAGCCACGGAGGAUGCAAGCAAGAAGAACGCAGUCGUGAUGGGCCGCAAAACUUGGGAGUCCAUCCCGGUGAAGAUGAGGCCUCUGCCGGGUCGGGAGAACAUAGUCCUCUCUCGUCGUGUUUUGGACAUCCCGAACAAUGCAGCAACCGUUUGCAGCUCAUUUGCUUCUGCGGUUGAGGCUCUGAGCUCGCCACCCCUCUGUGAUACAGUUGAGAGUGUCUGGAUUAUCGGCGGCAGCUCCCUGUACAAGGAAGCGAUGCAAUCUCCCCUGUGUCACCGCAUCUACCUGACAAGAAUACUGAAGCACUACGACUGUGACGUCUUUCUGCCUGACAUACCUGCCUCCUUUGUGAGGAUCAAGGACUCGCGAGUUCCCGAGGAGAAGCAAGAGGAGAAUGACGUGGAAUAUUACCACGAAGUGUAUGAGAAGCAAGAACAAGUGGUCGACGAGUGAGCGUGAAGAAAGAUGUUUUUCAUAGCUGUGGAAACUUCACACGUGCAUGCCAGCACAGUCAACAUUAGGAACCCUGUAACGAGGAGUUUAAAUGUGUUACGUUUCAAAUUCAUGUUUGUUGGAAAGUUAACACAGUUAAAUGUUGAAAAAAACUCUGUGAUGCUGCUGCCGCCAUCACACCUUUGAAAAUUUUAUAACUUUAUUUUUAUUUCAUCCCAGUGCUGUCUGCUGCACUGUAGUGCAUUUGUGGUGAGUUGUUGUGUGAUUUCUCGUAGAACUUAGGAUGCAUCUAUACUAACAGCGUACCUCCAUUCUUUCAAUUGCAAGAACUACGAAAACCUGUUUAGAGAGUAAACGGUUCAUAAAGAAAAAGAAGUAGAAACCUGUGGUGGACAUGUAUGUAUGAGCAAGGAAGGCGAGUGUUCAAUUUUUUUUAUCACCCAUGGCAGAGAGAACUAGUAUAUUAGAGUAUGAAUGUCAGUAAGUUUAGUUUGAAUUUAAAACCUACCAAAAUUAUUUCCUACAGGGUUUUUGAAACAGGAGUACUUUCAGGUAAAUGGCCACAAUUCUGUUAAGACAAUUAAUUUCUCCCGUGUAUGAACGCUGAUUUUAACAUUGUGAAAAAAUUUUUGAAUGUUAUCUGUGGUAGGAGUUUGCGAGUAUUCAAUAAAAUAUCCAAUUGUCAGGAGGCGCAACAGAUCACUCACCUCCCACCAAGGCAACCAGGGUUAGAUUUCCAGGGGGGUCCAACACAGAUUUUCACAAUUGGGAAACAUGGCAGACGUUGCCGUGGUCUGUGGGCUUUCUCGGGAUAUUCCCGUUUCCGUCGCUGCUCCAUACUCCAUCUCAUCUCAAGCAUUCUCCACGCUGGCCGGAAUGACAGGUCUGUCCCUCAAGUAGGGCAGCAGGCUCUUAUGAGUGUCAGCUCCGUUCCAUUCAUGUAGACCCUGCCUCAAGCAGGAAGCUGCAUGUCAGUUUACAUUUUCGUUUCGUUCAGUAUUCAUUAAUAAUUUAAUAUUAAAUCCAACAUUCAAAUUUGAAUAGUUUUUUAAUUAUUCUAUACCAAUGAACACACCUGGUUAGACUCCUUCACUAAAUUACAGAUUUAGUGAGAAAUAUAGAAUUUUUUUCCACAACAUAGCACACAUCAUAAUUUUUAUUUGUAGCAAAUAAUCUGUGAUUAUAAUAAAAAUUAUUAAAUUUC
This is a messenger RNA of Bacillus rossius redtenbacheri, 2070 nucleotides long. Its product is annotated as dihydrofolate reductase-like. Gene Ontology annotation, molecular function: dihydrofolate reductase activity; NADP binding. The record is from RefSeq and is a predicted model, not a curated record. The transcript is spliced from 6 exons. NCBI's taxonomy places the organism in Eukaryota, Metazoa, Arthropoda, Insecta, Phasmatodea, Bacillidae. Bases 297 to 866 code for a protein of 189 amino acids. Gene Ontology annotation, biological process: glycine biosynthetic process; dihydrofolate metabolic process; folic acid metabolic process. Gene Ontology annotation, cellular component: mitochondrion.